AUGCUCACGCGCCACACGCUCUUCCACCUCCCUCCUAUACUCCUCGGUGCCCUCGCAACACGCGCAUUUGCAGCCCCAGAUGGCGUUAUCGGCGACGACAAAGGCGAUGCAAGGCCUACAUACGCGACAGCUCUUACCGGCGGCGAGGGCUGCGACUUCUCCGACAUCGAAGACAUCCGCGACGGCUUCUCAGAAAUGACAAGUCUAUUCGCCGCCGCGACUCCCUUCGACCCCACAUCGCAGCCCGCACGGGAGUUCUUUCAGCCCUCGAUCAUCGCCAACUACACCGACAUGAUAGCCACGAACCUCCAACGAGCCGCAAACUACGGGGUCUUGGAAGGAGGAAUCGGCGCUGUAAAUUCCGACGUCCACAUACGCUGCGACGACCCUAUGAACCUCUGCGACAAGGGAAACAAACGCGAAGGCGACCACGCUGCCUACAACAUCGGCAACGAACCGCACAUAGUCUUCUGCCCGGACUACUUCCGUAUGGAUUCCCUCACAGGCCGCAUAAACAAGAAAGCAGACAAUCAGAUGGAAAAAGAUCGGCUAAUGGAAUACUACAACCGCGCCUCUCUUUGGGCAAGAAUGGUCAUGCACUUCUCCUCCGUCGGCACCGCAGUCGUCGAACGCCCCACCCCAGCACCCCCCAACUCCACUUCCGAAUGGCUCCUUGUCACAUCAGAAGGCGCAAUGAACACUUCCGUCCUCGCGGGCGUCCUCAACGAACAACCCGAAACCCCUACCGACUUUCAAACCCUCAAAUAUGCCUAUGGGGCCACGCGCUCGAAGUUGCUUGCCGUCCUCUCCACACAAAUGUCGUACGAUGCGGCGAAUAAUGCGGAGAACUAUGCCCUGUAUGCGUUGGCUCAGUACAUUAUCAAGAACAAGGGGUUUUAUCCUGCGGUUCCUAUCAUGGAUUUCCCGAACGAGGCGAGUGUGCUUACGAAUGAGAAUUUGCAGGAUGGGGAGAGGGUCAAGUAUGCGUAUUUUGACGCGGUAGAUGUUGUAGCGAGGCCGACGGGUAUGGAACUGAAGGGUGCGCCGUUGCCGAGUGCUGCGAGUGAGUUGAGGAGGGGUGGAGUUGUGCCGGCUAUGAUUGGAGUGUUGGCGAUUGGCGCUUCGUUGGUAUUAUUGUCGCCUUUUGGAUGA
Messenger RNA from Alternaria atra, 1152 nucleotides. RefSeq lists its product as uncharacterized. The record is from RefSeq and is a predicted model, not a curated record. The transcript has a single exon. Gene Ontology annotation, molecular function: metallopeptidase activity. Lineage: Eukaryota; Fungi; Ascomycota; Dothideomycetes; Pleosporales; Pleosporaceae. Bases 1 to 1152 code for a protein of 383 amino acids.